AAUUUUCCCACCAACUCUCUGGAGAUGAAACGCAGUGGCACACAUCUUCGACGUGAACAGUGACGGCUUCAUUGACUACUAUGAGUUUGUGAGUGCACUUCACCCGAGCAGAGAUCCCUACAGGAGAACACUGGAUGCAGAUCAAAUCAAUGAAGAGGUGAGUCGACAGGUCUCACAGUGUAACUGUCCAAAGAGAUUCACAGUGGAGCAAAUAAGUGCCAAUAGAUACAGGUUUGGAGAAUCACAACAGUUGCGGAUGGUUCGUAUUCUGCGUAGCACACUGAUGGUCAGGGUGGGUGGAGGCUGGACGGCUCUAGAUGAGUUUCUGGUCAAGAAUGAUCCCUGCAGAGUGAAAGGCAGGACCAACCUGAAGAUCAAGGAGAAAUACUUGUCUCCUGGGGGAAGCACUUCUAAGGGUUUGACUGUGAGCAGGUCCAACUCAAGCCUCAGCCUCUACAGCAGCGCCUCGGCCCCCACCAGCCCCAUGACACGCAAGGCGUUACUACGCAGAAGUUUCUCAGGUGACCGCUGCGUCCGUCCCAGGAGUUCCAUCGCUGCUCUGGGCUCUGAUCCACAUUUUACUACAGCAGGGGAGGACAAUACACCCUCACCAACAGACGAAGCUGAGAAGUUACCCACAUGAUUACCUCCACCUCCUGUGUAUGCUGCACUGCUGAACAUAAACACAGCCUUGGGGCCACAAACCGGAGUGAUAAAGAGAUCCAAGGACCAAAAAAUAGAUGCAUCAGCCCCAACUGAAUGCAGACACUGAAACAGAGAAGCUUUGAGAUCUGUUUGAGGAUCAUGUGUGCUCUUUGUGGACAAAAAUGAGGUUAGUCCAGAUGCAAGACAAAUAUUUUUGUUGUUCUUUGAUGCAUUGCAUACAGAAGUAUCUGAUUAUUUAGAGAGUAUAAAUGGCAAAGUUCUGCAUGGACGAUUAUUGCAUGAUAGUCAGGGCCUUGCUUUAAUCAGAUUCAUUUAUUUACUCCCAGAUUGUUUGUUUUUUGGUAAUAAUUCUCCUCUGCAUUAAAGUGACAUACAGGGACACAUUUUUAUGUAAAGGUUUUGUACCACCCCUACCUUCUUCCAAAAAAUAACACAUAUACCAAAACCAUAAAUAAAUGAAGGGUAAAUUAUUCUGUCCUUCAGUUUUGUGAUAUUGUUUUUAUUUCAUUCCAUUGCGUUGACAUUGUUGGCAGGGCCACGUUGUUGUUUUUUUGUUUUUUUUCGACACCGCAUUUUCAAUAAUUAUGUGUUUUUAGCAUUUUUUAUUGUACGGAUGUUUUCAACACUGGUGAUGAUGAACAACGCACUGGAGUCUGACAGGUCAUCGUUGUUUUGUAGAGAUUAUUUUCUCAGGAUUGUUUUUGCCUUUGGAUGUAUGUUUUUGUAUGGAACAUUACUGUGGACAUGUAGAAGUGUUUUCUGUAUAACAGUCCUGGGAAUGUUUUAUUUAGCACAUUAUUUUCAUAAAAAUGCACUUUUUUUCUGUGUCCUUGCUAAGUGGGAAAUCUGGCAGCUGUCAUGGUUAAGAUAAUUAUUUAGAAUUAGAAUGCACUGGAGGUGAUAAGUAGGACUCCUUUUGUUUUUUCAUUCCACUCAUUUAUUUUUUUAAACCAAAAUCAGUGUAUUUUAUUUCUCUUUAUUUCUGUCUUGUUUUUGUCAGAUUUUCUCUGAUUUGAUUCGUCAGAAAUUGUAACAUAUUUUUUGAUAGACACUGCAUCUGUUUCCUUAAGGUCUUACUCCUGAAGUAACCAAUAUUAUGCAUUUUUUUAUCAAAAGGUACUAUAAAAACAUUUUCCCUGAUUGAGAAAAAACUUCCUGGCUUUGACUCCAGUUCUAUUUUAGAUCAGUUAAUACUUCUGCUGUGUAAACUCACUGUAUUUCUAUGUGUACGUUUGUGAUAAAUCUACCUAAGGUCGAAGACAUUCUUAUGUACCUGAUUGCAUUUGGUCUAUGCAGCUUGUCAAAAUGAUUUUUUAAGUAAAAAUAAAUGUUUUUACAUGAUGAAGUACCUUUUCCUCUUGACCUUGAUGUAUCCAUGAUGGGGAAAGUGGAAAUUUGACUGUAUGUAAAAACUACAAUAGCCAGAUUUCACGUGUCGCUAUGCACCCCGAUCUUUCUGUACUGUAAAUGUUUGUAUACCCAGCACUACUGCUAAUGUCCAAUUUAGGGAAACUGUAGAUGAAUGUCACUAACACUUUUUUCUUCCAAUUGUAUAAAAAUCUUUUUUGUAAUAAGACAAAAAAAUUCCA
Eleginops maclovinus (Patagonian blennie) is the source of this 2255-nucleotide messenger RNA. Its product is annotated as microtubule-actin cross-linking factor 1, isoforms 6/7-like. The record is from RefSeq and is a predicted model, not a curated record. Gene Ontology annotation, molecular function: microtubule binding. NCBI's taxonomy places the organism in Eukaryota, Metazoa, Chordata, Actinopteri, Perciformes, Eleginopidae. The transcript is spliced from 6 exons. Bases 257 to 643 code for a protein of 128 amino acids.